This is a messenger RNA of Cylindrotheca closterium, 951 nucleotides long. Lineage: Eukaryota; Bacillariophyta; Bacillariophyceae; Bacillariales; Bacillariaceae. The record is from the annotation of a GenBank genome assembly.
AUGCCCUUGGCAGCAGCGUCAUCUCUAUUGCCCGAGAUGACCUCGCUCAAGAAUGUCAAGCCCGGCACCUUCAUGACGCCCAAUACUCUGCCCACGCUGCCUUGGCCCCCCGACAGCACCGACCCCCCUGAGGACAUCCACUGGCCCAGUGGGGACGGAGCGUUCACCGAAGUCAAAAAAUUCUUCCCCAUCUACCCUGGUGCCAACAUCCCACCAAGCCUUAAGCUAUCCACCGCCCCGCCAGCCAAUCUGGACUCCUUCCACCCCCAAUUCCGGCUCUGGUACGAGGCAAUGAAGUACCUUCACGAUCACAAUGAGUCCCAGAGUAUCCAUUCCCACGCCCACAUCUUCAGCGCCGAUACCAUCCCAACCCAUCUAUUUCUAGACAGCAACCUAGCUACGCAUCUGACAUAUUCCCCAUCCAUCGUCAGUGCAUUUGCAGCUGAGAUCCCCAUAUACAAAGCCCUCUUCGAAGAAUUCAAAUGGCACUCGGCCCUCUCUACUUUAGCAUCUACUAAUCAUGUCACUACCCAAGAAGCUCUCGCAGCCCCCCUUCCAGCAGGGGCCCCAUUCGAUAGCGAACUUUUUGCCCAGAUCAUGGCCAACGCUCUCAAAGGCGCCAAUGACAGCACCAAGGAAAAAGAUCUGGCCCGCACUUCAGCCAGUGCCAAAGAUUCCUUCAGCUUGAUUUUUUGCCGAGUCAAACCGGUCAUCCAGCUCGACGGCUCCACUGUCAACGAAUUCCACCCAUCCGUCCUCACUGACGACUUAGCCACAUUCUUGGAAAUCGGUUCGAUCAAAGAGGCCCUACGCCACCUCCAUGACACUUUUGCCCACAUCACCGAUACCCUCACCACUCGGAACAACUACGACCGCAACGUCGACUUCGAUAUUGCCCUCUUCCAACACGCUACACUCACUGUCCUCAAAACAUGCAGCUUUGGAGUUUGA